AUGGCACCUUUUUCUUUUAUAAAAACAUCUACAUUAAUCUUUGCAUACCUAUUCUUAUGGUAUCAAACCAAUUAUCAACACCAGGUGAGUGCAUUAAGCACAUUAAACGAUGAUGAUAUAUCGGAUGGAAGCGGUUUAUAUUCAUCAGAGGAAGAUGUAAAUAAUGGAAAUGGUCAUUUAAAGACAUUACAAGGAAAUGGAACAAAUGUUCGAACAACAUCACAUCAAGAGGUGAAGAAGAAGGGGGGCGAUGUUUAUCGCCCCCCUUCUUCUUCUUCUCUUUUUGCAGCUGAUGAUGAUGAUGAUGGAGAUGAUGACCUUGAGGAUGAUUUAGUCCUUGGUCAUAUUCCUCCUACGGAUGACCUGUUAGAAAAAAAGGACUCGCAUGACAAUGAAAUGGACUUAUUCGAUCCAACAAAGGAAAACGCACCUCCCCAUAAAGGAGAAAAUCACCACUCUAAGAAGAGAAAAUUUUUUGGUAGUUUUUUCAAAAAAUCACCCGGAAAAAGGGAUUUAACACAGUCCGACUCCAAAAAGGAUUUAACACAGUCCGACUCCAAAAAGGAUUUAACACAGUCCGACUCCAAAAAGGAUUUAACCCAGUCCGACUCCAAAAAGGAUUUAACCCAGUCCGACUCCAAAAAGGAUUUAACACAGUCCGACUCCAAAAAGGAUUUAACACUGUCCGACUCCAAAAAGGAUUUAACCCAGUCCGACUCGAAAAAGGAUUUAACCCAGUCCGACUCGAAAAAGGAUUUAACCCAGUCCGACUCGAAAAAGGAUUUAACCCAGUCCGACUCGAAAAAGGAUUUAACCCAGUCCGACUCCAAAAAGGAUUUAACACUGUCCGACUCCAAAAAGGAUUUAACCCAGUCCGACUCCAAAAAGGAUUUAACACAGUCCGACUCCAAAAAGGAUUUAACACUGUCCGACUCCAAAAAGGAUUUAACCCAGUCCGACUCCAAAAAGGAUUUAACCCAGUCCGACCCCAAAAAGGAUUUAACACAGUCCGACUCCAAAAAGGAUUUAACACUGUCCGACUCCAAAAAGGAUUUAACCCAGUCCGACUCGAAAAAGGAUUUAACCCAGUCCGACCCCAAAAUGGAUUUAACACAGUCCGACUCCAAAAAGGAUUUAACCCAGUCCGACUCGAAAAAGGAUUUAACCCAGUCCGACCCCAAAAAGGAUUUAACACUGUCCAACCCCAAAGGGGAUUUAACACAAUCACCUCUUAAGGGUGACGAACAAAAGUUAAAGAAAAAUGAAAAAAAAUCAAAGAACGAAAAGAAUAAAGCUCCAUGCACAAAGAAAAAGUGUUGGCGAGAUAGGUUCAUUUGUAGAUUAUGUUGUGGUAAAAUGAAAGCGCAUGAGUGGAUACUACUCAUAUUAGUUGUGCUUGUUCUAUUUAUGUGGAUUCCAAAUUUCGUAAGCUCCCUUUUUUACAUUAUUCCAAGGGGAAUGCAAAGCAAUAGUCCGUACUAUUACAUAAGCUUCGCGGUCUGUGUAAUUGUUGGAGUAGUCCUCCUUAUUGUAUUAUGGAAGUUCUGGAAGUCGGAGGGGGGAAGAAAUUUGUCUAAUAAAUUAUUAAAAUGCCAACCUCCUCCACAAGAACAGGACAAUUUGCCUAUAGGCAAAUCUGAAACGAAAUAA
Molecule: messenger RNA, 1650 nt
Organism: Plasmodium knowlesi strain H
Lineage: Eukaryota; Apicomplexa; Aconoidasida; Haemosporida; Plasmodiidae
Exons: 2
Coding region: 1-1650 (549 amino acids)
Source: RefSeq, a predicted model, not a curated record